Molecule: messenger RNA, 23435 nt
Organism: Xyrichtys novacula (pearly razorfish)
Lineage: Eukaryota; Metazoa; Chordata; Actinopteri; Labriformes; Labridae
Source: the annotation of a GenBank genome assembly
UCAGAGCAAAUAAUGAUGAGAGAAAUCUGUUCAGACAGCUCUCAUCUUGAUAGGAAUUAGAGGCGCAUCCAAAUCAGUGGCAGGGUACUCUCUCAAACGCAUUCACAGCCUGUCGCCCACUAACACACACAAACACACACACAAACACACACAUCUACCCUUGUAUGUGUCUUCUUAAUGGGAUGAAAUUGUGUAGUAUUGGUUUUUUCUCCGUACUGAAGCCUGAUGAGGGACAAUGGCUCCCGUACACUAGAUGGUAUAUUUACAGUGGUCUCUUUUCAUGGCAAGGUUUAGUGUCUUCAUGAAGGGAGACUAUGCUGCUGCCUUCAAGGUAAGUAAAUGGAGAAAAAAAUAAAACUACCGGGCAACAGUUAACAGCGACGUCAACAAACUCAGUGUACUGGAAAGCAGCAAAUAAAAGUGACCUGCAUGACCUCAGAAAAAAGCAGGUACUCAUGAGUCUUUUCUCUGCAUCUGAUAACCUGUUCGGUUGCAUCUUAGAUCAGGUACAAGUUAAUAUGCAUAACUACAAAAGCAUUGUCAAGACUUGCUUGACAUGUAAAGCCCAGUGACUUAAGUAAAAAAUGUUUGCUUUAUAAGCACACCUUAUUAGUCUGCCUUGCUGAUUGAUUGAUUGAUUGAUUGACUCUUCUUUCAAUGAAAAUGGAAAUACGUGGUAAAAAUUUAUUGUGGGGAGUGUUGAACAAAAAAAUGUACACCUUUUAUCUUUCUCAUACUGCCCUGAACUACUCAAAGGGAGCCAAAGACAGUGGCCUAAACGCUUUUCAAUGUGCUGACUGAUGAUGAUGGUUAUGAUGAUGAUGAUGAUGAUGAUGAUGAUGAUGAUGAUGAUUUAUUUUUUUUUAAUUUUUCACCACUAGUUAACUAGAACAAGGACAUUUGAUUGACAAUUGAUCUAUCCAUCUGUCCUCUCCAUGUAUAGACGUUGCAAAAGCAGGGUCAUCUUUCUGGGUAGCUAAGCCCCCCUUAAGUUGGGGUGCUCUCUCUGUUAUCACUAAGAAAGUGUUUUCAACUCUAAGCACUGUCCUCUAUAUAUAUUUGCGCGUACAAUAGCAAGCUACUACAAUAGAAUAACUGGACUUAAAGUUAAAUAAAACAUGCCUUUCCUACUCGAUCGCCUUGCUGUCGGAAAUUUUCUUAAAGACACUUGCUGUAAACUUGAAACAAGUUGACUUUAUCUGACGGACGUUAGGGAUAACGACGAUGCCUGAAUGCAUACAGUAACAAGCAGCCUGCCGUUGAGUAAAACCACUUCUUUCCCGAUAAAUUAUUAUUUGUCACAAAAAACUAUCAUGCCUGGCAUUGCAAAAUUCUUCUCAACACACUACUUACCGUCGUGGGUGAUAAGGAACCGGCUAAAUAUUUGUACUCUCCUCCAGAAGCUCCAGACGCCUCUUCUGCAUUUGAAAAUCCCCACGAAAACAAAAAGCUCCAGCGGUGCCCAAACGCUGUCACUCGGGCUGCAGCACGGUGCUCUGCCGGCGUCACACUGACCGCUGCUCCGGUCACUCGACAGUCAUGACAGGCGGACUCGACCCGCUAUUCGUAUUUGCGCUCAUCAACACGGAGAUCCCGAGUAUGUGUGCUACGCUCGGCUGCUACACCACCGGAACUACUUCCAGCGCCAGCCGGAGCACGUUGAAGAUGAAUUCAUGCACCACAAUGGGAAAAAUGAAAUCACAUCCACUUAACUAGUUCCCUUUUUCAUUAUUAAUGAUCUUUACUAGGACACCAGGUGAGCCCUCCUUGUAACAUAAAUGAUAUUACUGAAGAUAAUAAUGUUUUACGUGAUGGUAAAAAUAAUAAAUAUCAUUAUAAAAUAAAAGCAUAUUAGAUACAUUGAGUGAUCUUCCAAUGGAGCAUAACUGUAGAAAAGACUGUCUUCAUGAAAAACAGACAUCUAACACACACACAAAAAAAACAUUCAAUGCAAAAAACGCAUGUUGUGUUUGAAUAUUUACACACCACAUAGCCACAAAGUGCAACCACACGAGUACUGCAAAAUGUGGUAUCUUAUGGUGUGCUGCUCUGAUAGUCCAACUCUCUGGGGACUUGAUGUUUCAUGUCCUAUGUGUUAUAUAUCCCUUAGUUAGGCUUUGUGCCUGUUAUUUGAUGAUAAGAUUUAAGGGUAAUAUUGCAGGGAAACCCACUUGCACAGGUUAUCAUAUUAUGGACCCAAGGCGGUGAACACCAGGGGGUCAUCAUGCCUACAGGAUGCCCUUAUAGGAUGGAACAAAAUGCUCCUGUUGCCAUGAUUGGUUGCAUGGUAAUUGUACCAUGUGAACCUAUACAGUUCUAAACUUAAUAUAUACUACAUAAUAUUCCAGCUAUGCCAUACUAGCUGGUAAAAGCUGGCUUCUGUGUGUCUCUAAAUGGUUUAAAGGUCAAGUGUUACAUAUGAGUUUUUACAAAGUUGUGGAUUCUGAAUAACACUUGCUAACAUCUUAGUGUUUAAUUUGCCAGCAUUUGGGGGAGUAUCAAUGUGAAUUCAAGACUGUGCCCAAAAACAUGCAGCUGUAUUAACUUUUAUUUACAUCUCCUAGACAGCCCAAGUCCGCAUAGGAGGUAAGUCAGAGCACCUUGCUGCAGAUGAGAAUUUCUGGCAGCACUGAAAUGGUAGUUUGGGAUUUAAGCUGAUAAGAACAAAUAGGGUCAAGAAUGUGCAUUACAAAGUAUUGUUUCUAAUGGAACCACUGUCUUGAGGCUCUGAAUUAUUUGGCGUUUAAACCAUUUGGAUCUGUUUUACAUAGCUUGUAAAAUGUACUUAAGUAAAUGCUAAAUAAACAAUUGUGCUCAGUCAUACAACCACAACACACAAUUUUCCAGGGAUACAAGCAUGUCUACAAUAUGUAUAUAAAUAAAAAAUCUAAUAUUUCAUGCAGAAUUUUGUUCCCCAUUCAUAUUUAAGCAACAGUUUUUUUAAACAGGGGCUUAUUUUGGUUUUGUUUAACACUGCAACAGAAAUGUUCUUGUCUUGCUUUGAAAAGCCGCUCAAGUUUGUUAGUCCUGAUAAGAAAAGCUAAUAUAAAGAUAUGAGACCUCUCCUGGAAAUGAGCCUUAGUUUCUGAAAUAUUAAAGCUUUCUGUGAUAAAGCACACUUAUGAGAGGUUUUUGCCUCGUUUUGUUUUUUGUUGAUCUCUAUGCAUUGUUAUAUCAGCUGGUUGUUUGACCUUCAAGGUGCACAAUGAAGUUCUGUCUGUACAAGUUUGAGACGACAGGAUUAUAUUCUACUUGCAUUUGCUACAAAGGGAAAAUUACUCUUUACUCAUCUAUACAGAUUACAGCAAGAGUCAGGGAUAGCUUUUCUCGAUGAGGACAAAUUGUACUCUAUACAGUCGUACAUGGAUGUGGCAGCUUGGGGUGUCAAGUUAACAUUAAGGAACAGAGUUUUUGGUGUGAAGGCAUCUUAAAAAAUCUGUCUAUGAUGUAUUUACAGUUUUGGUGGAAAUAACAUCACAGGCAAAUUAAUAUAUUACAAUGUGGUAUAUUUUUGAAUAUCUUGACAGCUGCACAGAAUAUUUGGGCCCCUGUUACUACCAGCAAUCAAAGUACAUGAAAAUGCCAUUCAUGAUUUUUUAUUUCUUAACCCCCCCCAACCCUUUGAUACCUCUGUUCAAAGUCAAGCACCAGACAAACAGUAUGUUAUUUCUCUGAGAGCGUGGUCACAUGGAUUAUCCUCACUUUCUCAGUGUAAGACUCAAAUAUAACUCAGUGCUGCACUCCUCUGGAUGGCAGGAGUGCAUGCAAUUCUUAGCAAAAAAUCUAAAAGGACUUUGAGGAUUGUUAACAGCAAUAUAUGCAAUCAAAAUUACUUUGUUGUAUAGAUGAAUAUCAUAAAUAUUAUACUAGAGAAAUAGCUCCAAAAAGCAGGAAUACAGGCUAAUAAUAAUCACGGUCAUCAACAGCCAUUACAACAUAGAAUUGAGUUGAAAAUUUCUUAAAAAUCAGUGAACAUUUUUUAAACAUUUGUAAAAACACAUAUACAUGUUCAGAACUUUAGAAGUUUAAACAAUGAAAUUAAGAAGUAAAAAGUUCUAUCUUGAAGCUAGUACUUACCCAGCCAUUGUAAUUCCUAAAUCUACCACCAGGAGACUCUCUAACACAACACCUGAUAUUGCAAAAGUUUAAACGCCUCGUUGCGGGCUGUCUGAAUGUGGUCUGUUUUGCAUUCAUUAAUCAAAUGCUCUUCAAAGGCUGGCUACCUUCAAACAACUAUGACUCUCUCCAGUCAACAAAUGAAUCCUCUAUUUCAUCCUUUUGAAAUGCUACCCUUGGGUGCAAACCUGUCCUCACAGUUAACAACAAUGCACUGUUGAUCAUCCCAUCAGGUCAAAUUGAAGAGCUCUACUAUUAUCAACUAGUUCUCUAUCUAAACAGAGGUGGGUUUAUUUUUGAGGGAUUUCAACUUUUUUAUUGUCUGAACACACACACACACACACACACACACACACACACACACACACACACACACACACACACACACACACGCACACUUUUUUUUUCUCUUCAUCUUAAGAAGUUUACCUCUUUUAUCAAUGGUCUUUUGGGAAAACUUCUAUCUCAAGAAUCACCUGCAGUAUUUUUUUUAAUGCUCGUAAGUCAGAGGUAGAUCAAAACAGCUGUUUAAUAAAAGGAAACUAUGAUUUUUUUUAACGGUGAAAUAAUUAUGUCAAUAUUCAUGUUUUUCACAUGGUACUUUGAAGGGAAGGUUGGUCUCCUAGCUCCUCUUGCGUUGUGAUGAUUGGGUGGUACUACUAGCUCUGCCCGGUUUGAUCCUGUUAGUUCUCCGACAUUGCAGUUCGCUUUCCUCAUGAUAUACUGAAAGAGGUCGUAAGGUAGAAUCUUAAAGAUAUUGGGAGGUAAAAUGUGUCUAGCUUAGGCUAAAAAAAACCGUUUAAUGAGAUUGUGGAUAUUAUUUCCAAAUGAAAGGAUUGCAAAGCGAUAAAAAAGACGACUGCAUUUAUCCCGGAAAGACUAUUGCACAUGUGACCAUAUUUCACUGAUACUUUUUAAAUUAAUUUGGAUGAAAAUAACAUAAAGGCUAUUAAGCUUAUCAACCUGUUUCACAGUGUCAUGAACUACGUAUGUUUUGAAAGGCGACGUAAAAAAAAAUCUCUUGUCUUUGAGGACAGUCACCGACUGAGUCACAUAACUCUCUUGUAUCGUUUACAGUUGAUGGGCAGGGUAGUUAAGUCUCGCGAGAACAUAUCUCGCCUGUCUGUUUGAGUUGAGUGUCGCGCCUGCGAUAACACACAUCCAAUGACAGAAAUUAACAGAUACGAAGAAAAAAGUAACGGACUUUAGUGAUAACGGUUUGAGGGCUUCUGUCACUGUUGUUUGUCUGUGUUAAUCAGUCUUGGAAAAAACGAACAAAGGUACUCAACAGGCAUGUGACAUCCGAAAACCUGCAUUCCUGCAUAAAUAGAGACAACAUUAAAGGCUUGACCGAAGUACAUCACAAAAAAGACUUGAAGGCUUUCUGGGUUGAACUUUGGUUGACACGUUUCCAUAUUUUUCAAUAAAAAGCCUUUCUGUAUUGCACCAUAAUAUUUGGAAAAAAAAGUUAUAUGGACUACUUUUCAACUGCUUAUCUUGUUUUUAUUUUUCCUUUAAUGAGAUGUCUUUCUUUUAUUAAAUCAAUAUCCUGUGUUGUGAUAUUUCUCUGUUUUUAAUGUGUAGUCCUUUGAGUCCUUGGAUGUACAGGGCACUAAAUAAAAUGUAUUAUUAUUUUACCCUUAUUUUACCUUUCGAAGCUCUGUUAUACAGAGAUAGGGGUAUCAGCCUAUAGUGUUGUUUGGUUCAGACUUUUAAUUGAAUUAUAUCUAUUCUUUUAUUUUUUUUAUUAAGUAGAUCAAGCCCCCCCCCCCCCCCCCCCACACACACACACACACACACACACACACACACACACACACACACACACACACACACACACACACACACACAAGGAAAAAGGGCUUCCCCACGGAAAUUAUGGGUAGGGGGGUACGGCAGAGCACGCUGAUAGCUGAAAUCUCCGAGAGAAUAAUUUUUAAGAUCUCUGCUUUAUGCCAGUGUCUACCUGUUUCGUUAGGUUACAGUAAAUUGGAGUCUUCCUGUCCCAUGCAGAGAGGUUUGGGAGGAAGUGGGUCACUCGCAUAAUACCAUAUCAUCAAGACGUUUCUCACAACUCAGUCAAUACAGUUCCUAAAUGAUUUCUAAAUGAAAUACGAUUAUUCACGCGAGAAACUGGAAUAGUAUUUAAGUGUUACAGUUAAGAAGAAAACUGAAAAUGUUGGUUGUAUCGACCUCGUUUCAUCUCCUGCCACUUCGGCAUGGAAACAACGCUGUCGGUAUUCGCCAAACCUCCUCGCACCGUCUGGUCUGAACCGGUUCGAAAAGUGCGCAGGCUCGUGCACACUGCAGACUCGACCACGCACUGGUUCACACAGUUCUCCGCGCGCCUUCCCCAAGCUCUGCCUCUCACUCAGUUUGGCCCCACCUCAUUGGUUGGAAUUCUCACAGCACUUCCACACCUUCCGUGAUCUGUUUGGACAACAGGCAAGUUUACGAUUUGCGAUUGGUUUUUGCUCCUCCAAACCUUCUAUUUUAGGGCAGGCGCCAUUUACCGUGCUCGGGCACGCGUAGAAGUUGAGUUGUAAAUGGAGCGCGUGCACUUUUCAGCACCAGCACCUCGUGGAUAGCAGCCAAAGGGAGCAGAGAGGCUUGUUGUGGGAUAGUUUGGUUCAUUGUGACAAACCGACGACUUAGCGUUUUGCAGCGCCAUACCACCGCUGCGGUCGCGGGAAAACUUUAUCUGUAGUUUUAAGUCUCAAAGACGGAAAAAGAAAGCGGCACAUCCUGAGCUUUGUUUGCCCCGGUGGGCAAAUCGUGCCACAAGCUGCAUCUCGGCUGAAAGAACCAAGUUGUGCAGGAAACGAUCGGUAUUUUCAUCUGGCUUCAGGCGAUUUGGCGCGGUCUGGUUUCCACUAACUGCGCCCAAAGAGACUCGAUGGCUACAAAUGAAGGGAAACAAAGGUGAUAAAGAAGAUAAUUCAUCAUAGCUGGCUCGGCCCAGACAACGGUUGACCCGUGGUCCCGGUUUAAACCACUUUACAGCCUGCUCCUGCCGUCAGCCUCAGAGGUCUCCAUUGUGUGAGCAUCCCUGUGCUAACUGCUCCGCUGCCGCCUGACCCCCGGAUAACUCGCAGCUACCCACACACCUGCCGCUCAACCAGCAACAACUGCCGAUUAUUUCAACUUAUCUAAACAUAUCCAAAAUGUGCUCUCGGGUGUGGUUCGUGACCGACCGGCGUAUCAGCCAGGAGUACCCUCAGGUCCAGAUCCUUCGGGCAUUGAAGGAGCGCUGCGCCGACGAGGAUGUUGAAUUCCGCUCACUUCUCAUGGAUCAAAUCGUGCUCACGAUCAGCGAGGGGCAACUAGGCAAGUAUUAACAAAACACUCGAUUCAUGGUUGUGAAGUAUGUGUUUGUGAAGGAAUGCAUCUUCGGUAUUUUAUUAGUUCUCUGUAUGUUUGACAAAGUUAAUAGCAGGUGGUUAUUGUUUGGGGACCCUACUGCCGUAAAGCAGGGAGAGGGGCUAGCCUGCUCUGCGUGUUAGCAAGGAAGCGGAGUGUAACCACAGCAGUGACCGCCUAACCCACUUUCCAGCUAGACUGCCUCCAGACCGAGGGGAGCGAUGAUGCUUGAUUUAAUUUCGCUGAACACGCUGCAGUCCCAACUAUACCCCGGACGAUAUGGGUAAUUAAGUAACAAAUCAACAGGGAAAUAAUGUUUUCAACACUUCAGAAGGCUAGCCAUUAAUGCAAAACCAUUUACAGGUGAAAACAAAAUGAUUAAAGGCUGUUUGUACUGCGGUGUUUCCCUAAGGCUUACUUUCUCAUUUUCAUAAUAUCCCCCCUUAUUAAGCUUGGUGUUUUAUGUAGAAACCUGACAUUUAGCAGUCUAUAUUGUUAUGUAGGCCUGCAGAGAAAAAACAGAGAUAUCAACAUUAAACACAUACCAAGGCAAAUAUUAGUACCAGGAUCCAAAAAGUGCCAUUAAAUGCAUUCAGUUGUCUAACAAGUAGUCAUUUAUAACUUUUUAGACAAAAAAAAGGGUUAGCGCCAAAACAAUCAUCUGUGGGGUCAAAACAGAACCUGUCAUUUGAAACUGAUGGAUUCUCAAAACAGCACAUUGAGGUUAGGUUUCCAUUAAUAAACAUAUAUUACCCUAAUUUACCAAUAUCAGAUUCUCUGUAUGUUUGGCCUUAUUUAUGCAGUGGUCAUGCUUGUCUGUAAGCACAUUGUGUUAUUAAGAGUAGGUCCUUUAGAAACCAUAUAUUGUCGUUUAGCUUCUCCCCCCUUGUCCAGACAACAUUGCUUGUGUUCUACCUGAAACAGCAAAAUAUCACAGUUUUGUUUCAAGGGGUCUUAAUAAGGUGAUGGUAACGGUAGGAACACUCAGCAAACAGACACACAUGGAAUUCCACAAGGCCUUGUCAAGUGAGGCCCUGUCACCAGAUGAGAGGCGUGUAGCUAUUAAUUAACACAUAAAUGGUGUAGGCUGGCACCGACAAAGGUUGAGCAACUAGGAGAUGAUGUUUAAUCAGGCAGCAUUUUCCUUGCCCACUUAAAACUGCUACAUCAGGUAGGCUACACAGAUUAGUUUUGGCAAAGUCAAUAACAGGGGAUUUCAAACACCAACAGUGAAAUAAAGAAAAGCAUGGUAUGUGUUUAUAGCUCAUACAAAAAGAACAUUUGUGACACUAAACAUUUUCUAGUGAUGUUGAAAAAUAACCUUAAAAUAUCUGUUACUACCACAGUUAUUUGUUUAUUCACCGAUCUAAUAAAUAUACCUCUGCAGAUACCAUAAAAAGAAGACAGCCUGAAAAUGAGGGCAUUGUGGCCAUCACAAAUAGAAAGACAGGCAGCUGUCUAGACCUGUAGCUUAGUAAGAUAUACACAACUGGAGCAGGGCAGUUAGCAUGACGUGUAAUCCUUGCCGGCCUCAAGUCUGCACACAGUAAUGUCUCCUGAGCCUUGGCUAAAGAUCACAGAUUAGCAGCAGGUGGCCACACUCUAUGCCUUGUCUAUACACAAGGAGCUGCAGAGUACAUAGUUAGGAAAUUAAGAUUUAUAGAUAUAUAUGCAUGUAAAUUACACACUGUAAAUUAACACCCAGAUUACAGGAACUCUGGAGAUGGGGAGAACUUUCCAGUGCUAAUCCAAAGAAGAAAUGGCAUUUUAACUUCAUGAUCUCUAUCAAAAUCAAGUGAAUCUGUGGUUAAGAGCAGGCUGUGUGAAUACUUGUACUCAUGAUUGACAUAAAAAGACAGUAGUAGUAUGAAUUUAAGAGAUUCUCAAAUUGAAGAUCACAACUUAAUGUGGAGUCACUGAGACAAGACUGUUUACAAUCCUUAUAGUUUAUUCAUGAGAGGUAGAAUUGGAAUUCCACUGUAAUGUGAUCAAUAAUGCCCUUGUGGUUCUUGACCACCUCUAUUAGUGGUUGGAGUUGUUUAUCACUGGUAUCCUUUGUCUUGAUAGCCUUUGUAGUUAAAUUAAAUGUCAAUACAUUUGACACUCACACCUAGAGUUACUUCAACAAGCUAUUCCAGGAGUGGAGAUUCAUGAGGUCCAAAAUCAUGUGGAAAGCUGUGUAGAAGAUAGUUGUACUUCAAAAAGGGACUCAAUGACCAGAACUUGUUUGAAGGUUCCUUUUAGGAUAAAAAAUCAAGUCAAACCACAAGACCUUUGAAAUCUGUUUGUUUUAGGCUGGGGCAGAAGGCAAUCACAACCCUAAAACAGAUAACACCUCAGUUACAACCGGCUGUUCCAAAGGUUUCUCAUGCUCUGGCAUUUUUUUGUAUUCCCAAGUCUGGUUGAGGUCUGCAUUUCACACCAAAGUUAAUGGGUUCAGAGUGUCCCCAGGAAGAGCAACAAUCACACGUGUGACAAUGAUGUUUCAAUGGCAAGUGAUAGCCCCUCACACAGGACAUUCAAAGCCAGCUGUUUGCCAGCUAGAGCUGUUUUACAUCCCAUGAAUUUUACUUUUCUGUCUGAUGAGAGUUGAUAUGAACUGAUAAUUUGUAAUCAUUGCACAUGCGUGUGGGUACACUUUUACCCAAAACACAAUAAAUGCGUGAGUCUUAUGUCCUAUUGUAAUUUACUGCCAGUAAAUAAAUUACUAAGGAGGCGUGUACUGGCAUUGCAGUGAGGGUUACUGUAGCUUUAAUGCCAAUCAUGGUGAGGUGAUUUAUAAAGCAUGGAUAUCCAAUGUAGACACAAAAUUGAAUAACAUCUUAUACUUUCAUAAAUUUAUAUAGUUUCAUAAAUGAAUUAUAAUUAUAAGUUUAGUCUUGACACAAUAAAGAAAGUGCACAGUCUCUAAGGAUAUCAGCUUGUACGUCAGCUCGUAAGCAGUCAUUCAUUCAUUCAUUUUCAGUGUUUUACGUGGAGCCUAAAAGAUAUAUUUGCUUUUUCCAUGUUCACCUGGAACUUGCUGCUGUGCUGUGGGAACUUAUUGUGUCAACAGACAAAAUGUUUAUAUCUAAAUGAGUCAAAACAUCUAAAAAAAAAAAAACAUUUACUUGAGAUGUUUUACCUGAAAACUCUACUGCCAAAACCAGAUAUACUUUUCUAGACAUUUGUCCUUUAUAUAAGGCAACACCACCAAUAAGUGCUGGCAUUUGUAAUUGGCAUAGUUUCAGUUGCCAAAGAGAGCAUUGUUUGCUCUAUGAUUACUGGACACUAAACCCUCUAACUUUAUACAUUCGCUUGCAGGAUGAAGUUGCAUCACUGAAAGAAUAGGGACUGGAAAGGCUGUUGGCAACCACAAAGCCACAAAUAUUAUUGGGAGGAUGGGGAGCAUUUUUCCUCUCUGGUGUGCUUGUCAUGAGACACAAAGUGAAACAACCCGAUUAAAGACAUUGUCCUGAAGCUGACAACAGAACCCAACACAAAUUGAUUGACUUUUGGCACAGCAGGCAUCCUGAUUGUUUGUGAAAAAUGAUAUGUAAGUAUUGAGAUGGAUAAAGAACAGCUUUGUAUUAGGGUCUAGACUUUGUCCCAGCAGCUGUGGCUGUUGGAAACAAAAUAUUUCCUCUACAGUGUUAUGUCAAAAUUACUAAAAUAACCAAUGAGUAAGGCUUGGCAAGAGAGUGAAUGGACUCACCCAGCAACCAUAUCUUUGUACUUACUCCUUUUGUUCUCCACUUAGUCAUGUUGAAUGACUUAUCAGGAUCUAAAUUAAACACAUCCUGUAGAGAGGACUUCAUAUAUUGUAUAUGAUGAAUGUGGGAUGGAUUUGACUUCUGCUCUCUUAAGUGAUGUUUUAAUGAGUUUGUUGAGCUGCCCAGUGAAUUCAGUUCCGCCCAUGAAUACUUUUGCGGUCUCUUGUUUUGUUGUCUCAGCUGAAGUGUUGUUUCUGUACUUAAGAGGAAUGGACUAAAACCAGCUCUUUCUUCUAAACAGAUGAGACGAAUGCCAAAUUAUAGAGUUGAACUACAUCUCAAGUCAUUUUGAAUCAGACUUUUGCUUUUCUAUGUAGUUCUUCUCAUGCUGGUUUGUUUUUAAGUGUUCAUAUUUGAAAAUGCUUCUUCUUGAAUUAGUUUUUGAUUUUAAAAAGAGGAAUGAUUGACAACUGCAGCUCUAGCAUUAUUCUGCACUGGAUUAGCAGAGAAGAUGUGAAAGAGAAAACAUGAAAAACACUCAGAGUCAGUUAGCUACAAGUUUCUGCUUUUAAUCAACACAAGAGUCUGUCCUGCUGUGGACUGUGCCAGCCUGACAUUUUAUUGGUAAGUUUCUUAUGUUAGCAGAAGUGGUGCAACGAUAGUCUCACUGCUCCAUCAGCCAUGUUUCCACUGCGUAUGCCUCGGCUUGUCCAGUGCAAUAUAUCAGCGAGUAUCGAGGAAGGCUUUUGGCUUCAUAUCUUGUUUAGUUCGUGUCAUGUAUAGUCAACAGUGUUUAUUGCUCCAUCAGCUAAAUCUCUGAUUGGCCUCACAGUGAGCUCACUGUGUUUCAUUUUCAUAGGGCGUCACUGAUGACAGAUAUGCAAAUUUACCAUUAAAGGUGAUGUUUGCUCCAGUGUGACCUCUUGAACCUAACCUAAACUAGCCUGCUGCAACAUUUGGCUUGUUUAGACUGGACUCUCAGCCCCAGACUUAGACUGCAUUCAGAGCGGGUAGGACCCACCAGCCAAACACUGGCACAGCAUUUGUCAGCAUCGCCUGCAUUGUGACGUUGCAGCGGUAUGCACAGAAUGCUUGUCAUGCUUGUUAGCUUUGUCAGGCAGAUUGAAAAUGGGACACGUGUAUACAGUCUGCUAAACCCUAAAACUAUAACAGUUACAUCAGUUGCAGCUCUACCAGGCCACACCCACAGUAAAUGUCGCCUGUAACACAAACACCCACAUUGCUUUUGUUAUUCAUGGAGAUGUUUAGGAGGGUUAGGGUUUUUGCAGUGGUCACAUGAAGGGCAGUGCAUUACACACCAGCGCUUGCACAAAUGAAUAGGAUUGAUUCAUUGGUCUCUGUUUAGUUUCCCCGGAGAAGGAGACAAGCGCGGUGAACAGUAAAUACUGUCUUUCCAAAAGCAUGAGACCACAUCCCCUGACACUUCCCACUGUAACAUCACUCACUGUGCUCUCGGUGGCUGCACAAUCAGAUCAGUGUGUGAGGGUAUUGAAUAGGGCAGGAGAGACAGUGAAUCCUCUUGCUUCCAUGCUGACAUCGUGAGGAGGAGGAGCAGGAGGAGAAAAAAGAAUGGGUGGCGGUCUUUUCAUGGCUUCAUACUCCUUUUUUCACGCUCCUCUUUUUUCCCUCCUGCUCUUCCUCUGUGCUAAGGCUGCAAGACAUCUUUUUUGCAUCACCUUUUUUUUCCUGCUCCCAUUCUUCCUUCUGUCUGUGCAGAUAAUUACCGCGGAGACAAAUGUUGGUCACUCCAAAAGCGCAUGUGCCUUGUGCACAUUACACAGGCUUAAAACACAUUGCAUCUGCUAGCACACCAAUAGCUUUGUCUGAUCUUAUUAUGUAUGCACUAACCGUCGAGCUUCUCGUGACCUCUGGUGCUCUGAGCCAGUGGCGCUGUCACUAUUGUGAGCAAGCAGGUUCUAAGAUGGCUGAAAUUUAGGUCACUGUAGAGGUGAAGUGCUGUGCUGGUGAAAAAUGUUCCCUCACCUCCUCUUCUUGUACAUGAGUAUUAUACGUGCAAUCCAACACUUCUACAAAGGUUUCAUCAUCACCCAAUCUGUUCCUCCUGACGAGCUGUUGGUCUACUUGCCUGCUCAAAAAUCACAGUCUGUCUCUGUUUCUUCGUCUCAGCCAGAAUGACAAAGUAACACCAGUCACCAGUUACAUGUCGCCAUAUCUUUGGCUCUGACCGAUGAAUUAGCCAUCUGUGUGUGCGAGCCAGUAUUCUAUUACUGCAAAAUCCUUUACUGUCUGGCAUAUCGAGUUUAGAGACUGAGAUGGCAGGUUAAUGUUGAAAUCUGCCAAAAUGAUUGUCUGUCGAUCGAUGCAGUGACUAUAUGUUAUUGAUUGAUUGAAGUGUAUUUUGAAUAUGCAAACCAGAAAUAUAAAAAUAAAACAAGAAAAGUAGGGCAAAACAUUUAAACAUAAAACAUAGAAAUACAUAUUUGAAAAGGAGUGAGAGGAAGAAUAACUUAUGAACUCCCACCCCUUCCCUUCAAAUAAGUACCCACACCGAGCUUCCUUGCAACUUGUUUAGAUGUACCUGAUACUUAUACACACAUAUAUAAAACAACAAAACAAAAUAAAACAAGAAAGAAAGAAACAAAAAAAAAAACAAAGCAAAAGAAACAAUAACCUCAUAACACUUUGUGAUACCCAACACCUUCCUUAUCCCUGUACCUCUCAAAAAUAGCGUCUUUAUACCUUCUUUUAAACUGUGUCAUGUUUGAACAUUACUGUGACUCUAUGGAAAACCUAUUCCAUAGUCUCAUCUCACUUACUGAAAAACAAAAACUCUUAUUCUUAUUUUUAUUAACAAACAUCUACUUUAUAAUCUAUCAAACUUCUCUUCCUAAAGUUUAUCUGUACCCAUGUCUGUACCGUUCUAAUAAACACCCUUUAACAUGGGAGACGGAUAUAAAAACAUCUUGAUAAUGUUAAAGACUUGCAUGUAUGUUGAUGGAAAUCCUGCUUUGUGUCGUGAUGUGUGCUCGUGUGUGAUUCAGGCUCCCCUCCCUGCCCCACUGCUCUACAUAAGGAGAAAGUGGUUAUUGUCUCAGUUGACUCCAAAAGGGUUUUGUCUUUCUCAGUCAAAGGGUCAGACAGUAACAGACCGAAAGCAGAGAAGCUGGCAGCACUACAGGGAGGACUGUAUGCAGAUAUAUGCAGCAUGUAAAUUAUUAUAUCAGCUGGAAAGCUGGGUUACAAAUUCAUGGCUCAACACAGCCAGUCUGAGAGCUGGCUGCCUCUGCCUCUGUCUGAUACUGUAACAGGGCCAGCUCCCUCAGUCAGCGCUGUGUGGGGACAACCAGCGCAGAAUCCAAAAACAGUCACUCUUAGAGGAGUAAACUUUUCCAUCAGUAGAUGGUCUCUGUGUUUUACCAACCAUUUCACAAUGUUUCCAGGUCUUUUAAAGGCUCCAGCUCCUGUGUUUAAAGUGUAACGGUAGCUAUAAACAAUGACACAUCGCUUUAGAACAUGAUGGAUAAAGAGAAGACAAGUUAGAAAUAAUUAUAUGAGUGAGAUGUAGGUCCAAACGGGUUCAGUAUCUUAGUGAAAAAACAUGAAUUUCUUACAUUUGAAUGAAGUCAUUACAAUGAUUAUUUUCUUGUUUCUCCUAUCACUCCUCCUUCCACUCCCCCACUACCACAAAACCUUUUUUAGGUCUGCGAGUGGAUCAGGAAUUAGUGACCUCUUAUCCUCAAGUGGUGGUGGUACGGGUGCCCACGCCCUGGGUGCAGUCAGACAGUGACAUCACCGUGCUGCGCCACCUGGAAAAGAUGGGCUGUCGUCUGAUCAACAGGCCUCAGGCUAUACUCAACUGUGUCAACAAGUUCUGGACCUUUCAGGAGCUGGCUGGCCAUGGGGUACCUCUUCCUGACACUUUCUCCUACGGUAAAUGAAUCCUCCUGUCCCUACAAGUUUGGGCUCUAAGUUGAAUAAGUUUUACCAUCCAGCAUUUCUUUGGGAGGCUCCUGGGGUUCUGUGCAGACAGAAAGAUAUCUAAAUAUUCAAUAAAAGGAAUGUAAUUCACAAAUGCAAUCAAACCUUCACUUUCAGGCUCAUGAGCAGUUACUUAAAGAUGACGUAAAUACUGCUUUAUAUGAACUCUUACGGCUUAUAAUGAGCAAAUAAUUGGGGAAAUAUAACCAUACCAUCUGCAAUUUUUCGACGUGUGAAUCACCUUUGUGGGAUCAUAGUCUUAGGUUAACAUGAGUUUGUAUAAUAGAUAAAUAAACCAUUGUUUAGACUGAUAUUCUGACAAUAGAUUUACAUCAGCUGUUUUGAUUUUUUUAAUGUUUCAUCAAGGAUAGGUGUGUAGGGAACCAGCUGGAACCAAAAGCCAGACUGCUUUUUUUAACUGGUUGUAGUGUUUUUAUUGAAGACAAAACAAAGACUGACCACAAAGCAAAACACACACCUCUCUGUUCUGUAGAAGCCCACAGUGUAGUGUGGUGUUUGUAAGGGCAGAAAGAAAAGGAUACGGUCAGAGGGGGAAAGGAAGAAAGAAAGAGGAGGGGGUGUUUGGCCUACAUUCCAAUCGUCUCUCUGCACAGUAGGCCAGGCUAUGCAUGCAGAGCGGCUGGAGAGCUUAUGUAACAGUCUCCCCCACCCCCCACCCCAUCGCCUCACCCUCUGCCCCCUCAUGAUUUUUCAAAAUAAAGGAUGCCAUCCACUACCUCCUGCCCUCUACUUCAGCAGCUUAUGACGUGGUCAGACCCACAUUUGCUGUUCACUCUCCCUCUCUCCCUCCUCAGCUCCCUCUGUUCUUUCUCCCUCUCAGGGAAAACCCAUGUGAAUCUGCACGUCUGGAAAAAGCCAUGUGACAGUCCACUUCACAUCUGUGCCCUGGACUCAGUGCUAGAGAGGCCAGGGCAGGAGACAAAGGAAAAGAGAGAGAAAUACAGGGAAUUGGCAGUGGAGACAGAGAGCAGAAAGAUGUUGUUAACGCCUCCAUUUUUGAAUAUUCCUCACACAAAGCAGAGUAGGAUGAAGCACAUAAGUUGCCACGAGCUGCCGGUCUGAAUCCAUGCCAGACAUGAUCAGCUGCUUCACAUUAAUGCAUCCUUCAGUGCCUGUUCCUUUCCGAUCCAAUGAAUCAGGCAGUGAGAUAUGUAGAAGCUCGGGACAACACUCCUACGGCCUUGCUGUUUUGAGUCACUCCUGUUACCAUGGCAACAGGCUACAUUACCCUCCCUACCCUCCCCCCCUACCCUGCUCAGUUGUUCUGCAAUGUGUGAACCAUGCCAUCAAAACAAGGACACAUUUUGAACAUUUUAUCUCGAUCGUUGUUUUGGUGCAUGUUUUCACAUGAAUGUGUGUUUUCUGUCUGUUCUUGUGUGCCCGGCCAUUUCUCAGGAGGCCAUGACAACUUCCGUAAGAUGAUUGACGAGGCAGAGCCGCUCGGCUAUCCAGUGGUGGUGAAGAAUGCACGUGGCCACAGAGGUAAGAUCAUCUGUCUAUUUCUUUCCUGUCACAAGCCGACGCCACACCUCGAAAAUCUGUACACUGCGCACCCUUAAAGGCAGCUCGCCCCACCCUCUCAUGAAAUUCACUGACAGAGUGUUAAAUGAUGAGUGUGCUGCUGCUGCUGCUGCUGCUGCUGCUGCUACAAACACAAAACAAGGACUUGUGGUGCUAACAGUUUGCCUAUUUAUCCAUUUUAGUCUUCAGUUUACAAAUUGACCAUUGUUUACCCCUCUUGUCUGAAUUCAGGGUGGGGGGCUUCAGUAAAGCCUUCAAGAGAUAAGUCCAAGUGUCCUCUGACCCAUUAGCCCAGUCGUAUUCAUUGUUAUUGACACUUGACUAGCUUUGCCAUUGUGUGAAGACAUAACAAUGGACCUCUGCCAGCCUGGGCUGUCACUAACAUGUAUUGUUAGAGGAAACAACCGUUAGUCUACUGCUAGCUUCAACCUUAUUUUGAAGCUCUGAUUUGCUGCCUCCUCUCUGUGGUUCAAGUCCAGCAUGCAAUCCUUCUCGUUAACAUAAUAAAGGCCUGUUGACAAAAAUAAAGGCUGUUUCAAAAUACCCAGAGUCAAGAGGAGAGUCCAGAAAUCCAUAUCAGAUGCCAGAAUUUGUUUCAUGCGCAUUCUUGUGUGACUGUGGUUGCACUCUGUCCAAACCGUGUUUCACUGUGAUCACGGCAAAGUGGUCAAAGCAGUGUGUCCCACUGAGUCACAGGACAGUGAGACAUUUUUUUUUUUUUUUUUUGACUUGUACAAUGUUACAUCAUGCCCGCCACUGUCCAUUUUCACAUCCUAAAGAUGUUGCCAAAGAAUUGCCCUGUCAUCUUGCUCUGUUCAUCACUUAGACACACAGUGAGCACAUGAUCGUCCCUGUUGUUGGAACAGGGGUCAGAGGGCUUGACGACUUGGAGAUGCAGCCAGGAGGUGCUAAUUAAAACAGGCAUCUUCUAUCCUCUGUGAGAAACAGUUCUGUGGCUUCGAGGAGGAGUGCUCUAUUCAUUAUAUGAGAAAUGGGAACUGACAUGAGGCUUGGUCAGCAGAGGCAGCUACUUGUCAGCAAAACCUUUUCCAAGUUAUGCAGCCUCUUACACAGUUUCAGACUCUGCGAGAUCUUCUUUCCAAUAGAAGAAUAAAAAAGUGUAGUUACCCUGAAAACUUGUUUUUCUUCUCUCCUUUAUCUUAAAUCUCUUUUCCCCUCCCAGGCAAGGCUGUAUUCCUGGCCCGAGAUAAACACCACCUGACAGACCUGUGCCACCUGAUCCGCCAUGACACCCCCUACUUGUUUCAGGAGUAUGUCAAGGAGUCGCACGGCCGGGAUGUGCGGGUCGUCCUGGUUGGUGGUCGUGUCAUCGGCUCAAUGCUGCGCUGCUCCACUGACGGCCGGAUGCAAAGCAACUGCUCUCUGGGUAAGCAUAUACAAGGGUUGAUGAGAAUAACUACAUUAUGUACACCAUUACAGAUGCAUCGCUAGCUGAACCAGCUCCCCUCUCUUGUUAUGGUUACCAGUGCAAAUGUUGAUACACCAGAACACCAUAAAAGAUUUGUCUAUGGCAAGAUUGAUCCUGGUAAAGUUUUGUGAAGUUUUAUUCCUGAGAUGAAAGAGCCCCAAACUUCUAGUUUCAAUCAAGAUUCCCAUUUAAAGCAAAGGCAACACAAUUCUGAUUUUCUGUCUAUUAAACUGAAGUGUAGGAUUACUUUAAAGAGGAAAUAUAACAGAAACAUAUUUGCCUUACUUUUAUUCAGUCAUUGUUAUGAUCUAACACAAUUCACUCAAAAAUGAGAGACAUCAGGUCUACCUCUCAUCUCUGCAAAUACUGGGUUGAGCUCUUCUGUCCUGUAAAAGGAACAUGUGCUCUGUCUGACCAAAGAGGAUUGAAGUGGAUGAAAACUUAUAAGACAAAUAAUAAACCAGCAGACUGAAGGCUGUCAGAGCUAAUGAUCUGGUACUUCUAAAAGUCUUACCAAGCAGAACUCUCUCCCCCCUCUGUCAACAAGUUUUGGGAAAGUGCGUCGGAUCAACAAGCUUGUGCUGAGGUUUCCCUGGAGACAUCAACCGACCGCUAUCCAGCUGAUGUCUGAUUUUCAGUGUCAGCAUGAGCACUCCUUGCCUCACGAUGCCGUGAUGUGCUGUGACAUUUCUAGGACAUCGUUCAUCAGAUUAUUUUGCAUUUAUGUAACCGAUCAUGAGAACCUUUGCACUGUCUGAUGUUAGAUCUGAGGUUUUAUGAGAGUCUAAAUGCUGAAUGUUAGAAACAAGCUAAAUUCAUUUAAAUAUUUCUGUAAGACAACAGUUUUGGGGAUGUCUCCGGAUGGAUAAAACAUAAAGAAACGGGAUGGUGAAGCAGAUGAACCUAAACUAAAUCAGAUCUUUUAUGUUUGUUUCAGGUGGUGUAGGUAUGAUGUGUCCCCUCAGCGAGCAGGGCAAGCAGCUGGCCAUAGAGGUGUCCAACAUCCUCGGCAUGGACGUGUGUGGCAUUGACCUCCUGCAGCUCAACGAUGGCUCAUUUGUGGUCUGCGAGGCCAAUGCUAAUGUGGGUUUCAUCGCCUUCGACCAGGCUUGUGGCAUGGAUGUGGCAGGCAUCGUUGCUGACUUCGCGCUGUCCAUGCUCCCCAGCCGCCUCACCCGAAAGAUGUCACUGCUCUCGGUUGUGUCGAGCACCAGUGAGACCAGCAGCGAGCCUGAGGUGUGCUCCGUGCCCAACGGUGGUGGCUCCCUGCCCGAAGCCGUCUGCAACAUGAGCGUGGGUUCUACUUCCAGCGAGAGCGACCCAGAGCUCACUGAGCCCUCUCAGUCCUCGCCUCGCCAGUCCACAGCCUCCACCCUGCCUGAUCUCCCAGACCUCCCUGAUCCAGCCUACAACUUCAACACCCUCCUCGCCAAUGAGAUCAAAUUAUUGACUGAGUGAGAUUCAAGCGGCUUCAGGCACACACGAAACACAACAAAUACACAACCCAUACAAUACACGCAUUCUUGUAUGCAUGACAACAGACAUUCCUUUCAGAAACACAGAUCAGUCCAAACUCUUUUAAGACAUGGGAUGAUAAAUGCAAGACAAGAGCAGAGAAACACAUACAGAGUCGGAAACACCAAAACUUGAGCCUUCUCCUACUAAGUUAAAAAUAUUGAAAGAUCUGAGGCUGCUCCCCUGAUUCUCCUCGCUUUGCACCUCUACUCCAGAACUGCAAACCAGCCAAUCCAAACUUAGCUUACACUGCAGCAUGGUGCCAAGUGUGGAAUAUAGAUCUCUUAAAAUCACCCCCUGCUUUUAUUGGUGGGUGUGGGAUUCCCACAAAGGCUACUAACUGCCAUACUGUUGUCCUUACAGCAUGCUGAUAUUAGUUGUAAAAACAGCAUCCACUGGUUCAAAAGGGGGAUUUCCUACUGAGACUGCAGCGAGGAUUAGUGGUUGGUAGGAAGUGAGAAGAAAUGGUGUUUUUUUUUAUGUGAUUAUAUUCUAGGAAGAGGAAAACAUCCUUGAGCCAGGGACACUAUACUACCUGUCUCAAUGUAGCAAUGAAGUGCAGCUGUCAGAUACAAGAAACAGGAAGAGGAAUGCCCUGCAGCAACUCGAGAUGGAAGAAUUUCAUAUCAAAUUAAAUGCAAGUCAUUUUUCCUCAAACAAAUAAGAGAGAAAUGUAGUCAAGACAAUAUAUCACAGAUAUCAGUACUUCAACAGAUUGUAAGGACAAAAUCUCUGUCGAGUUUACACAACACAAGUUGUAAAAUGCUAGUAACCCUUAUCUGAAUUACAGAUUAGCAUGAGCCUUACAUUUUUACAUUGAGAGUAAAAAAUGAUUCACGUUUUUGCAUCGAUAUGAAUGUAAAUAACCCAAAUUAUGAAGCCAUAGCACCAAAUAGUCACCCUUGGUGCUAACACUGCAUUCAGAAUUAGUCCUCUUCUCACUGUGAAUGAGACAGGCACGUGUCAAAGUCACGAAAACUGCAUUGACUCGUGCAAGAGAGUAGAUAUCACGAAUAGCUGUUCUUUUUCAACAGCCACAUCCUGGAGUCUAGAAAUAAAUUGGGUGCCAUUACUCGAUUUUGUAUUUAUUUUGUUUCUAGUAGAUUGUUUGAUUAGCCUUACCAGUAGCAGUCUGCUACUUCUCUUUUUCAAAUUCACUUCAUGUCCAGCACUUUAUGAUUGUCAGACGCAUUUUAUUUCUCGCUCAGAUGACAUACUUAGGAAAUUUGAGACAGAGUGUGAAAGCUGCGUCUACACCUGCGAACAAACUAUACCUCAAAACAGUGACUCCUCACUGCCGUAGGAUGACUUAGAUACUGAAACAUACACAACAUAUCAGCCGGGACUCCCUGUGGUCCCACACGGCCCCCAAUGAACCAGGUGUUCCUUCCCUUUCUGUCUAAGAGCUACACAGCUAGUUGUGUGUUAUUUUUUUAUUUCUUUUUAUUUUUUGUAAAUAUUUAGGUAGCAUAUUAGCCUCAGUGCGUACUAGUGACCAGAUGAUAAAACUGGAAUGGCUAAAAUAACUGCCAGCGUUAAAGAAAUUCAUAAGCUCUUGCGGUAUACAAAUGUAUUUGUACCUGCAAUAUGAAAAAGUUGAAAGUGAAAUUUGGUGCUAACAUCUCUGGAUUUGGUUAGAUGUGGCUUUCAGUCAAAUUAUUUGUAGAUUUUACUUUUAUGGUUUUUUACUGAUCUUAACCCACAGGAAUAUGUUGGCAUGAUGUACACAUAAAAAUGAAAACUAUAUUUUUGCAGUCUCUUUGGGUAGAAUGUCUUUUUUUACUUUUAAAGACAGAAAAAAAAGUAGGGAUUGUAGUCGCCAAGAGCUUUUUGCUUUGGGUUUUCCUGUUGAUUUACCUCUCGUACAUCUUUUGAUGUAACUAUCAACACAAAGGAAAGGUACACUGGGGUUAAUGUCAGUCAACUAGAAUAUUUCACAGCUCUGAUUUAAAGCACAAAUGUAAACCUUCAAAGUUGUUUCAUGUAGUGGCGUCCAUGUUUUUCGGCUCAUAACUCUUCUGUUGAAAGCAUCUCAGGGAAGCAGCCUGGAUCUCACCCCUGACCCUGAAAGGCACUACAUAUUCAUCCGAGUUAGAGACAUGUCAAAAACAUAACACAUCACCACAGGCAGAUAAAAAAAAAAAGACACACAAGCAUCCAAGAAAAAAAGGUUGUAAACUACAGUAUAAGACAAUGUGGUGUAUACCAUGGUUAACAUGCACUUUUUUUCCUUGCUUGUUUUAUAUUGUUCCUUGUUUUCUUCCUAAUUUAUGGUAUUUCUAAGGAAAAUGGUUUGUGUGCACUAAUAUUGUCUCAAUAAAGUAAAAGCGCUGUGAAGCUUGAUCUAAUCCCCUUCUUCUUGGCUGGAUUGACUAACUGAAUGAAAUCUAACUGGCCUGCUUGGGGGUGCCAUAUCUAAACCUGCCAGACAACAGGAAAGGCAGCUUUUAUUUGAAGCUUGCUGUCAAGUGAUCAUAGUUGCUCCACUGAGAGAAUAGCACCAUUGACACCUCUGUGAUGUUGUCUGGUAUUUAUAUGAAGAAGGUAUCUGACAAACUGUGAAAUCUGCUGAUGUCCACUCUCCUGACAUGUAAGGGCCGGGGGGGCUUGAUCACCAAGUCGCAACCCAUGGUGCUCCAGUUGUUGUCGCCCCCUAAUUUUUAAGUCUUUGUCUUUGUUUGUAUUGAAGCCUGUGUCAUUCCACAUUGUGCACAUCAAUGUAAAAUCAAGAUAACACACCCUGACAUACAUUUAAAAGCCAGCCAUAGAAAAGGAGGUGACACUUGUGUCUCUCCUCACGCCCCUGCUAUUUCAAUCUGUUUAUACAUCCUCCACACAGACCAUAUAUAGCCAUUGAAGGGUAUUUCAACUAUGCCCUAACAACUUUCAGAAUGCCUUUUCAUUGACUGUUUUCCUUUAAGAGCAUUGAUAUAAAAAUCUGAAAGCUCUGAGUCCAGGUGGGCUUUAUCUGCCAGGUCUUUUCAGAUCCGUGGAUCAAAGUCGCAGAAGCUACUGAGAAAAAUUGGUACCAUGCAGGGGAAGGAAAAUGUCCUGGAAAAACAUGAAAUGGUCAAAUAUGAACUAAAAUGAGUGAUGCAUGGUUAUCCUUGAACAAAAACUGUUGGGACCUCUGGACUAGUCACUGUGUGCAGCAACACAACUGAGCACAAGGUUACUAUUUAAAUCCAAACUGCUGCUAAUGUAUAUCUGGCUAAAAAAUUGAAAAGGGAAUAUGCAGAAAUCCAUUUGUGUUUCUGUGUUUUACUGCCUCUCUACACAUGGAAAUGAAUUUGAAUGCCAAAAACCAAGCAUUUUGUUGUAUAAUUCAGUACUAAUAACACUAGUAGUGAGAAGAUUUUAAAAGUGAUUUUUUUGUUUUGAUAUGAUGAAUAAAUGUUUCAGAAUUGUAUAUAAAAUGUAGGAUUUCACAGCAAUCUUCAGGUUCACUUUAUGUCAAUGUGUUACAAAACGAGCCUGAGAUUUGUGUAAAGGUUUACAGUAUACUUUUGAUUGCAGGAGGAAAUGCAAUGUUCAUGCUUCAGCAAAGUCAAGCAGUCUCCACUAAUGAUACAGAAACAUUACAAGUCUUUAAUUCUAUCUGCAUAUCGUACUGAAUUGAAGAGGUGGAGGACUGCAGGCUACCAGAGAAGUCAAAACAUUGCACAACAAGGUUGGAAAUGCCCUCUAUCAUUCUGUUCUGUAUCAUUCUGACAGUGUUACAAACUGAUUCCAAAAUGAUGUUGUUCAAAAAUGUGCAAAAUGAUGUAAAUAUAUAUCCCUUUUUUUAGAUGAAAAUAAAGAUGAGUCAUUAUCCAAACCAA